This is a messenger RNA of Laccaria bicolor S238N-H82, 1172 nucleotides long. RefSeq lists its product as uncharacterized. The transcript is spliced from 11 exons. NCBI's taxonomy places the organism in Eukaryota, Fungi, Basidiomycota, Agaricomycetes, Agaricales, Hydnangiaceae. The record is from RefSeq and is a predicted model, not a curated record. Bases 65 to 994 code for a protein of 309 amino acids.
UUUACUUUCCCUCCAACAUCUAUCUCACAUCUAACGAAUAUCACGAAAUAUAUCACAGCCAAGGAUGGAUAGCAGGCCUCCUCCUCCAGGCCCUCCGCCGAGAUACAGAAGAUUCUAUCGCGGUAACUUACGACCCGUUGUACUAUCUGUUGCGUUCGUAGCAGCACUUUGGAGCCUUUUCUCAGGCAUUGGCUACCUGCGAAACGCAAAUGUCUUCUCAGGCCAAAACUCUAGCCUAGAAAUUGCGACAAUAGUUUUUGGUUCAGUUUAUCUACUUAUCGCUGCAAUUGAGGCAUUUGGUGUGUUCGCUGCUGCAUCUCAACGUCUUGUUCCAGUUCGGAUUUUUGCCUUCGGCUCUGCGCUAGUCGCCAUCCUCGUCAUAGGGUUAGGCCUCAGCCAGGUCGUUAUCCAUUUUACCAUGAAGACCGCUAUCAUAAAUGUCUGCACCACCGCAAACGAAGGAGACACUUUUGUCUACACGGGAUUCUGGGGUCCAGUAUAUAGCGACACUCUCUCCACGGCUGAUGCGCGGAGCUGGUGUACCGACUCAUGGAAUCACGGCUCCUGGUCAAACAUCAUCUCUUUCCUAGCAACAUCAGUCCUUGCGGUCCUGUUCACCGGCGUUGCAUUCGCUUACCACCGGCAGCUCCUCGACCCUACAAGCCCCGCCAACGCAUCCCGUGCACCCUCAAGUCAAGUCCGCAUGGGUGCCUUCCCCUCUCACUAUAAUCCGCCAUAUAAUGCCGCCGUUGCCCCUACGUUACCGUACACCACCUACCCACAGUACCCAGCCCCCGCUGGCCCACCUCCUGGCCACGAGGAGGAUGAUGAUGCUUUCGUGCCGCCGUAUGAUGGGAAGCCACCCCGGUACAGUGGAGGGAAGUGGGAUUAUCCAGCGAAGGAUCUUAAAGAUCCUUUUGCUGAUGGUGACGAUGCGGUUGAGAGGGAUGUUACUAGUCGACCAGCGCCUGGGGGGAGGGAGACUUUUGGUUGAUUGGGUGGAUUGUCCAUGCUUUUUCUUUGGAUCUUUCUCGUUGAGCGUUCGUGCUAUGUAUCUCAUCUCAUCUCCGGACUUGUAUUGCUUUGCUUUGAAAGGCGUUUGGUUGCCACAGGAUUCGGAUGAUAAUGUGUAUUCUCUUAUCCUUGAUGUACAACAGCAGUGCUAUGGAAUU